UGUCAGUGCAGCCACUUCCUGUGAUCAGCGAUAGAGAGUUUGCGAGAGAGCGAAAGAGAGAGGGAGGGAGGGCUAGAAAGAGAUUAACCAAGAGAGCCCUCUAGAGCCACCGCCAUCGUUCACCCCAGGACAAAAAGAGAGAGAUCAUCACUUGUUUUCUCGGAGGGAAAGAGAGGAAAAAAGGGAGAAUGACUGCUCCAUGGAGGAUAGGUGUUGUGGUGAUGAUGAAGCUUGUGUCUUCUGCAGAGGCUUCAAUGACUGAACCAGCCAUCUGCUACAUACUGGAUGGAAUCUUGCUCUUCUACUGCAUCAUCACCACCUUGUUCUUCGUCAGAGCCAAGUGGUGUAAGUCUUCACCUGAACCCAAAGAGGACCCCACCCAUGAAGAACUCCAGCCAGGUGCUAAUGCUGAUGACCAACAGUCUGCAGCUACUAGACGGAAGCGCAAACAGGAAGCUAGUAGCGACACAUACCAGGCCCUCCAGAUAAAAGAUGAUGGAAAUGAUGACUACCAGGUGAUCAUGUCCAAGGGGAGGAACAAGAAGGCCCAAGUCCCCCAGCGUCCCAGUGCAAAGACCCAGACCACUGCCCCACCACUACCUCCACACUGACCCAGUCAGCCCUGGGCACGGAGGCAGCAGUCGACUCCACUUGAAGCUCUGCCCUGCACCGAUCCAAUCUCUGAAGAAUACCUUCUAGAUUAUUUCCCGAGUUCUAUGUGCAUAACAGUCUUCUACCCCUGAGCUCAACUCCCUGGCCUGUUAUUGCAUAUUACAACUCAGCAGAAAAGUGUACAUGUCUUGUCAAUGUGUAUUAUCAUGUCAUUUGUUAAGUCCAUCUAUGGCUGUAUGUGGUAAUGUCAACAUUAUGACCGUAAUAAAAGACUGGAACGU
Messenger RNA from Oncorhynchus gorbuscha (pink salmon), 893 nucleotides. RefSeq names its product high affinity immunoglobulin epsilon receptor subunit gamma-like. NCBI's taxonomy places the organism in Eukaryota, Metazoa, Chordata, Actinopteri, Salmoniformes, Salmonidae. The transcript is spliced from 7 exons. The coding region runs from base 189 to 611 and encodes 140 amino acids. The record is from RefSeq and is a predicted model, not a curated record. Gene Ontology annotation, molecular function: IgE receptor activity. Gene Ontology annotation, cellular component: Fc-epsilon receptor I complex. Gene Ontology annotation, biological process: cell surface receptor signaling pathway.